AUGUCAGGAAAUAAAGUAGUCUUGUCGGAUGUGGAGAAUGCUUCUUCAUACAAGUCUUCACAAAACCUUUCUGUUGCUCCACCUAGACUGCGGGAAAAAGUACUUACAAAAUCUAGUUUAACAAAAGCAACACCUAGCGAGAAGUUGUCGCAGCCAUCAUCUCAUUCUGCAACAGGAAAACGUCCAGCGGACUCUGCUCCGACAGACGCAUCUAUAACAAGCAAAAAUGCCUCUUAG
This is a messenger RNA of Parnassius apollo (apollo), 237 nucleotides long. Lineage: Eukaryota; Metazoa; Arthropoda; Insecta; Lepidoptera; Papilionidae. The record is from the annotation of a GenBank genome assembly.